Mesocricetus auratus (golden hamster) is the source of this 3112-nucleotide messenger RNA. Its product is annotated as olfactory receptor 5A2. NCBI's taxonomy places the organism in Eukaryota, Metazoa, Chordata, Mammalia, Rodentia, Cricetidae. Gene Ontology annotation, biological process: sensory perception of smell; G protein-coupled receptor signaling pathway. Gene Ontology annotation, cellular component: membrane. Gene Ontology annotation, molecular function: olfactory receptor activity; G protein-coupled receptor activity; odorant binding. The record is from RefSeq and is a predicted model, not a curated record.
UUCUAGCAAGCACCGAGAAGCGCUUGGCAGCCAGAUGAGUGCAUUCAGGGCUAACAUGUAAACCCUUGGCUUCUCCAACUCUCCUACUCCCUGCCUCUCGGGCGCUUUGCAGCUCCUUAGCAUUUGGGUUUUUUUUUUUUUUUUCUGCCAGAGGGGUGGGUCAGAGCUGUGGAGAGGAAGGCAUUGCUUGUGUGCUGCUGCUGGCCCUGGGACUGCAUGGUUGGCAGACAGGUUGAUGAGCUGCAUAAUAACUGACCGGCCACUGGGUUGAACUGAGGAUAACAAUGGAACACAUUCGUCCAUUCCAUAAAUAUUUGCCAGAUGCCCGUGACUUGAGGGGAGAUUCAACAUCUUAGACUACUCCAGAUCAGAAGCAGAUGCAACGAAGCUUGCCUAUGGCUGGAGGAAGAAACAACACAGUUGUGACCAGAUUCAUCCUCCUGGGGUUUUCAGAUCAACCUCAAAUGAAGAUUUUCCUUUUCAUGCUCUUUCUGGGAAUUUACCUCCUGACCCUAGCCUGGAACCUGAGCCUCAUCACCCUCAUCAGGAUGGACACUCACCUCCACACACCCAUGUACUUCUUCCUCAGCAACCUCUCCUUCCUAGACAUCUGUUAUUCGUCCUCUACUGCCCCCAAGAUGCUCUCUGACAUCAUCACAGAUCAGAACACCAUUUCCUUUGUUGGCUGCGCCACACAAUACUUUGUCUUCUGUGGACUGGGGCUGACUGAAUGCUUCCUCCUGGCAGCCAUGGCCUAUGACCGGUAUGCUGCAGUGUGCAACCCACUGCUCUACAUGGCUCUCAUGUCCCAUACUCUGUGUUUGAAGUUGGUGUUUGGCGCCUAUAUGGGUGGCUUCCUUAGUUCUCUGAUUGAAACAUGUUCUAUCUACCAGCAUGAUUUCUGUGGGCCCAACAUAAUCAACCAUUUCUUCUGUGACCUUCCUCCAGUCCUGGCUUUGGCCUGCUCUGACAUCUUCACCAGCCAGGUACUGGCCUUCAUUUUUGGUGUUGUUGUGGGGGUAAUGUCUGUCCUAGUGAUCCUCAUCUCUUAUGGAUACAUUGUUGCUGCUGUCCUAAGGAUCAGCUCAGCUAAAGGUAGGAUCAAGGCCUUCAGCAGCAGCGCAUCUCACCUGACUGCUGUGACCCUCUUCUAUGGCUCUGGUCUCUUCAUGUACAUGAGACCCAGUCCCAGAUAUUCCCUCAGCCAAGACAAGGUAGUGUCUGUAUUCUAUGCUGUGGUGAUUCCUCUGGUGAACCCCAUUAUCUAUAGCCUCAGAAAUAAGGACAUUAAAAAUGCCAUGAGGAAAGCUGUGGAAAGGGACUACAUACUUUCUCAUGCAUUCAUUUUUCUGACACUGGGUAGUGUUUGUUUACAUGAAGAUCUGAACAGAUCAAUGUUUCAGAAAUUUAUGUAGCUUUGACUACUUGAUCUUCAAGAUGAUCUGAAUGAUUUCUAAGAUAAACAGCACGAAUACAUUGAGGUUCCAAAUGUUCUCCUUAGUAGAAAACCUCACCAUGACAAAAUAAUAUUCUAUAACAUCAAAAUACCACUUGUCUGUACUUUAGAUAUGAGACAUGAGAAAUUGAGCUGGAGCUCAGAUGGAAGCCUCCUCCUUGCUGGCUACCAUCAAUAGCACCACAGGGUGUUAUAUAGGCUGUUAGGAGGGAAGUCAUCAACAAUAUCACCUAGCCAAGGACCUUGCCUAUUACAAUAGCCAACUGAUUGAUAAUAUAUGCUCUCUGGACCAAGAGUGGCACGAAUAUUCUAGAGGAAGUCUAUAAUUUCCUGGUUGGAUCUGAAACCUGUUCUAUUGGAGGGAAUAUAUGCACCUGGUACUAUAAACAUGACCUAAAGACUGUGGCUAAGGAGGUCACACCACUUUGUGAGAGUUUCCUGAUAAUUCACUACUAACAAAUGGAUAUGUAGUUCUGGGCAUGAUAUCUUAUGCCUUAAAUCCCAGCACUUGACACAGAAGCAGGCUGAUCUCUGUGAGUUCAAGACCAGCCUGGUCUACAAAGUAGAUUACAAACCAGCCAGGCUACACAGUGAGUCUCAGUUUAAAAGCAAACAAAAAGUAUGGAAACUGCCUUCCAAGUAUUUAUGCUUAUAUCCUUAAAUAAUGCAGCUCUUAGUCUUUGUCAGAGAAGUCUUUUGUUAGUGGAAGCUGAUUAAACAGAGAUUCAUGACUGGUCAAGGUGCUGAGAAUAAGUGACUUUUGAGUGUUCAACUUUAAAUGGUGCAUUUAUAUGACCUGCUCUGUCCCCCAAGGUUCUGGGAAUAACAUGGACAAGGAGAAAAAGGAAUGCAAAAGCAUGAGCUUGGGGGUGAGUGCUAUGAAAUUCUAUCUUCUAAAAAUGACAUGGCUAUUGAACUCCUGAAUUCACAGCAACUUUGGUUACCUGUACAAGAUCUACAGGAGAUAGAGUCCUCCAAUGUCCUAUAUACUCCUAACUUAAGAAUCAUUGGAAGCUAAUGGUUCCUGAGAUAGAGUGGGGCCACAUUUCUUCAUUUCUUUAUUUCCCUCUGUUAAACUGUCCAAGAUCCAGUAAACAGCUUCACAUCCAUGCAAAUGCAAUAAAUUGCAGUUAAACUCAGUGGGCUAUUUUAAAAUGAGACCAAAAAACCAUGAAAAGAAGAGCAGGAAGUGUUGUGAAGAAUAAUAUUUCCAGAAGGAAAAUAAGGGGGACAAGAGAGAAUAAUGGAAGGUGAAUAUGAUCCAAACACAUUAUAUACUUGUAGAAAUUUUUAAAGAAACUAUCAGGUUAUAUUUUUAAAAGAAAUACAUUAGCCGGGCGGUGGUGGCGCACGCCUUUAAUCCCAGCACUCGGGAGGCAGAGGCAGGCGGAUCUUUGUGCGUUCGAGGCCAGGCUGGACUGAUAGCCUCCGAAACAAUACAGAGAAACCCUGUCUCGUAAAAACAAAAAACAAAAAAACAAAAAAAAAAGAAAUACAUUAUUUUAUCUAAAGCCUUCAUACUUAUGUUCAUUCAAAAUAUUAAUGGUUUGCCAAAGAACAGUGUAUAGGUACUUGUAUGGUUAGGGUUCCUUUUUUGAGUUUCAUUAUUUUACUAUCUUUAAUUAUGAAUUAAAGCAUGUGUGUGUGUUUGUGUGA